CUAUAUUGUACAAUAUACUCGGUCAAAUGAAAAUCAAUCAUUUAUAGGGUGUAUAUAUGGUAUAUCUUCAUUAUUCUUGAAAGUGUUCAUUAAUUCAAUGUUUAUUUGUAAUUGGGUAAUUAACAAUGAGGAACAGUAUAGUUUAGGUAUUUAUAUGUACGUAUAUGUAUAUAUAUUGAGUAAUUGUUUAAUCUACCUUUUUUCUGUCACUAUGUCUGUGUAUAAUUCACCUUUUUUAUGUAUAGAUCACUUGAAUAUAAUUUAACGCACACACACACACACCUAUAUAUAUAUCUCACAAACACAUAUUUGCAUGUACUCAUAUACAUAGUAGAAUAGUGUACAACGUACAUACGACAAAUUCUUAGUACAGUGAAUCUUGUCUAAACUAUUGCAAAAUAAUUAUCUUUUUUUUUGUUGUUGAAAUAACAACCAUAAAUGAAUAACUCUGAAAUCAUUAAAGCAAAUGAUGACAUAACAACAAUGAAACAUAAAAAACAUGGAAAAUUCAGUCGUUUUCUUUCACAUUUUAAACAGAAAUCACAUUAUGAUCAAGAAUCAAAAAUGAAAGUAGUCAUACCUCCACCAACACUACCAAUAUCUUCUAUAAAUCCUGAAUCGUUAGAAACUAUAUCUUCUAUAAAUUCUCAUUCACAUGGUUGUUCAACAAUUUCAAAUUGGUUUACUGGUAAAGGUAAAGAGAAUGUUCAUGAUAAACGAUCAAUUGUAAAACGGAGAAAAUAUAAAGAAAUUCAAGGAACUGUAAUAUUUGAUCAAACAACCAGUUCUGAUGUAUAUGAUAGAAUUUUAAAAAACAGUAUAUUGGGUACAAGACUAGUGAAAAAAGCCGUUAUAUGCAAUCGUCGAUCAGGUGCAAUAAAUGCUUAUGGACCAGAGGAUUUUACACCAUCUAUUGAACAAAUUAAUAAAUUUAUGAUAUUAUCACAGGCUGAACGAGCAGAUCGUGCAAUAAUAGAUAGGCACUUUGAAAUAGCUAUGGAUUCUUGUUUGUAUAAAGAUGUAGAUGAUGAAACUGGUAUACUUCUAGCUGAUGUAGUACAAUAUUAUACAAGACCAAAUACAAAUGAAUAUAAUGUUGGCAAAUAUGAAUUAUGUGGUCUAUUAACAAAAAAUUCCCUAUUAAUUGCAAUCUAUGAAAUUGGUAAUCGAACUAAUGAUGCAAAACAAUUAUUAAUUGAAAUGAGAGAUUAUUUCGAUGCUCAAGGAAUGUAAUUAAUUUAAUUCUAUGUUGUUCUUUUUUCACUUUUCUUGACCAGUAUUAUUACUUUCUGUAAUGGCUUUUAAUUCCCUAAAUUUUGAACUUUGGUUAAUGGAUAAUUUCAUCAACGGUUGCAUUCUGCUAUCCACAUUUAUUUAUGCUUUAUAUUUUACCUGCUUACAAUUGAACUUCCAAUUGUUGAUUGUUCAUUUUGCAUACAAUUAUCUGAUAUUCACUUUCAAAUGGAUUAUAUUUGGGAUUUGGUUAAAAAAAAAAGACUCCCUUUUUUAUACUGUACAUUUUUUUGGAUUUUACUUUAUUACAGUACAUAUUAUAAAAAUAUUCUGUACACCCAAAAA
Schistosoma rodhaini is the source of this 1578-nucleotide messenger RNA. Lineage: Eukaryota; Metazoa; Platyhelminthes; Trematoda; Strigeidida; Schistosomatidae. The record is from the annotation of a GenBank genome assembly.